CCUUUCAUGUCCCCUCGGUACCCUGGAGGUCCAAGGCCACCUUUAAGAAUACCCAAUCAGGCACUCGGAGGUGUCCCAGGAAGUCAGCCAUUAUUGCCUAGCGGGAUGGACCCAACACGGCAGCAAGGGCAUCCAAACAUGGGUGGGCCGAUGCAGAGAAUGACUCCUCCAAGAGGAAUGGUUCCGUUAGGACCACAGAACUAUGGAGGUGCAAUGAGACCCCCACUGAAUGCUUUAGGUGGCCCGGGGAUGCCUGGAAUGAACAUGGGUCCUGGGGGUGGUAGACCUUGGCCAAACCCAACCAAUGCCAAUUCU
Messenger RNA from Balearica regulorum gibbericeps (East African grey crowned-crane), 315 nucleotides. The record is from RefSeq and is a predicted model, not a curated record. Lineage: Eukaryota; Metazoa; Chordata; Aves; Gruiformes; Gruidae.